Molecule: messenger RNA, 3338 nt
Organism: Medioppia subpectinata
Lineage: Eukaryota; Metazoa; Arthropoda; Arachnida; Sarcoptiformes; Oppiidae
Source: the annotation of a GenBank genome assembly
AUGUGGUCAAACAAUACGGAACUGAUUAGUGAAGUGAUCGCCGUUUGCAACGAUUUGGGCCAUAAAAGCAAACAAUCGGACAAUAAAUACAUUAUCAACAAAAAGGACUGCAAUCAUGUCCUCAAAGACCUGAUCCGAUAUCUGCGAAACGACACGAAACACACGUUUCCCGUCAGAAGCCAAUUGGGAUCCACUAAUAUCGUGGACAACGAUCUGAUCCCUAUUGUCGAACAGUACUGUUCCGAAGACAUACCACUGUUUGACAAGACGUUGCGACUAUUGGACGACUUGACGAAUCCGGUGAUAAUCCUCUUCCAGGAGAAGAUCCCGACAGAGAUCUCUCAAUACCAGAAGUAUCUGGAAUUUCAGUCACAUUUGUAUUCAUAUAAGUUGUCGUUUGGCUCUCAUCGACGCUUUUGGACGGUUUUGGCCAAACAUUUGACACGAAUUAUCGAAAUGGACGACGAAAACAGACAAAUCGAGGACUUCCUGAUGGCUGAGCGCAUACUUAUACUCAUCCGAAACGUGUUAUACAUUCCCAUCGAUAUGUCCGCCAACCAGAAGGUGUCCGAAGAGUACACCAAUCCUCACGACCGCAUCAUUGAAGUCCUGCACAGUUCGGGAAUUAUUGAUCUGAUCCUCUAUUUGUCCAACGAUGACACUCAGCAACAGUUCCAACAGUUUUGCUUUCAUUUGAUUGAAAUCAUUUCAUUGAUAUUUAAGGAACAAAACGCAGAAUUUAUUGCCAAAAGUGUUGGCAAUCACGAGGAAAACGGCGGAUCCAAUGGCGACCGAAGAACUGAUUUCGAGCGGGAAAUCGAUCGCAAAGAAAUCAAAGAACUGAAGGCCAGAGAUGUGAGCGUUUUGGCGAAAGUGAGGCCAAAUCUGAACCGAUUUAACGGCACUUAUUCUAUAAAGAAUAUGAAAUCCAUUAGCGAUAGAGAUAUUGUUUGUCACAAAACACCACAAGAUUUGAGUCAAAUUAGUUUUGACGCCAAUAAAGAUAUCAAACGAAAACUCCGCUCAAAGAAACCAAUGGAAGACACGGUCACUAAUAAGACCAGUUUCGGGCCUCAAGUCAUCCAUAAGUCGUCGUUUAGAGUGAGAAAAAUAUUGUACGACUUUUGCGUCGAAUUUCUCAACUCUUACAACCAAUUCAUGCGAAGAAUUAGCGAUAAUUUGAUGCGAAAUCAGUGCCAACACAACGACGAGACCUAUUAUCUGUGGGCCAUUCAGUUCUUCAUGGAGUUUAACAGAACUAAUCCCAAGGGAUCGGACAGAUUGUUGGUCUCGGAGACCAUGUGUUUGUCUUCAUUUCAUUACCUGAACACUCAAAUCGAUCAUUACAUGGAAAUUAUCAAAACAGAUAAACAAGCGUUUAAUCUGUGGUCUAAACGACUCCAUCACGGAAUCAAAGCCUAUAGAGAGGCGUUGUUUAGUUUAAAUUGGUUUGAUUUGGCCAAAGAGGAAGACACCAGAUAUAUAGCGAAGUCUAUAAAGAAGAAACUCUUCUAUGAAGUGGAAUAUAGGGAUCAAUUGCUGGCAUUGCUUCACGAGUACAACGAAGCGAAGAUGACUAAAACGCUUCUCAAAGACCUCAUCGAAACUAAUCAUCUGUUUAUUAAAUUGCUUGAGAAUUAUUACAAAAACAAUUCUCGACUUUUAAUCCGAGAGAAAGUCAGAAGAGUUAAGAAAAAGAGUACUCAGAAGAAGACACCCAUAGAGAAGACUCCGCCCGAAGAUAUAUGGAAUGAAAUCAUAUCCACUGUGUCUGAGGCUCUGUCGGGAAGUCUUGAGUUGCCGUCACCUGAAGAGGACAUAUCUGUUCGCGCUUUUGACGCCACGUCUGAGAAGACAUCAGACGAACAAAAGAUGGAUGUCUUGCGAAGAGUUAAUAACUUUUUGUUGGAUAGAAAAGUAGUCGAAGCCAUCAGUUUAUAUCGCGACGCGAGAAAUUGCUGGACAGGAGACGAAGACAACGCUUUUGGCGCCGCAGACAUCGCUCCCGAAGACGAGUUACUCUCGUUGAACGAGAUAUUGAUGACUGAAUUCCCUAAUGAGGCCACAGUUGAGGAACCAAUGGAUGAAGAAAUUGAAGAGCAGACUGAAGAAAGAGAGAGCCGCCAAAGGGUUCGAGAGCGAGAAAUCGAGUUCAAUGAAGUGAUCCAUAAGUACUGUCACCGGAAUGUUGUCCGCAAUUAUUGCCUUUUAUUGAGAUCUUAUGAGACGAAUAGCGACGAAACAAAUCACUGUUUACUGAAAAUGUUGCACAGAAUUGCUUUCGACUGUAAAAUGCAUGCAAUGCUAUUCCAGGCGUCACUGUUUCGCACAUUUCAACGAAUACUAUCUGAUCCGUUGCGCGACUCGUCUUCCGUCAAAGAACUUAAAAGAUUUGCCAAAUUUAUUGUCUCGAAGUUUAUUCUUGUGGCCAAAAAGAACGAUAAGGUAUUCUUUGAGUUACUUUUCUGGAAGAGCGCAACUGAGGCCACACAAGUGGAGGACGGAUACAGUGUUAGUGUCAACACAAAGGGCGCCAAACAGUUGUGGUCUGAAGAACAGGAAUUGGAGCUCAAAGUUCUGUUUGAAGAAUACAAAGACAAAGGCACUGCUGAUAAGGAUUACGUCGAUCUCAUUGUCGACCAUUUGAUUGAUGACACGAAGACUAGAAGACAAGUGAUUAAAGAGCUUAAGCGACAGGAAAUAUUUGUUGAAACGAAAAAGAGAAGAGUUUUAUCAGAGAAGAAACGCUCAAAGAAUUCAAAUGUGACCGAAAAUAGACGUUUCACUAGUAAUGAAUUCGUUGACGACAGCGAUAGUAGUGAUGGUGAGGACCGUAGGGAAGACCACAACUCUGUUAACAACGAUAUGGAGGCCAGAAGUCCGAAGAGAAACCAAUUGACCGACAGUGAAGACGAAGAUAAUGAUGGCGUAAUACCUGAAGAUAUAGAGGCAGAAAAUAGAAAGGAUAUCGAGAAACAAAAUGUGAAUUCUGAUGAUUCAAAUGAUGGCAUCAAUGAGAGCGACAAAAAUGGUAAAAGAAUAGAAGACAACGGUUUGGACGAUAAAAGUGAAUCGAGUGAUAGUGAAGACAGCGAUGAGAAUAAUCUUCAAAUUAAUGAAGACAUCGACGAAACUGUCGAAAGUCCUAAGAAUAACGAUAUGAAAGAAUCUUCUGAUGAAUCGAGCGAUGAAACGAAUGUGGAAACGAAUAAACGAUCAUUUGAUGAUUCAGAUGAUGAAGAAGUGGUGGUUAUGUCGAAGAAUAAAAAGAGGCAUUUGAUUAUCGAUGACUCGGACGAAGACUGAAUAUGAUAUGGGAUUAAUAAAUAUGAUAUUUU